AUGGACCUCAUCGCCAUGUUAGGUGUGGCUUUCGCCUUCUUUCUGGCUCACUGGCUUGUCGGAUGCGUGUGGAAUGUUUACUUCCAUCCACUGUCCAAGUUUCCCGGUCCUCGAGCAGCGGCAAGUUCUUUACUCUGGAGAUUCCUCCACGAGGUGGUGUAUCAAUCAGAUAUAACCCAUGCGCUGCCAAAGCUGCACCGGAAAUACGGGAAAAUAAUACGGACCGGCCCCAACGAAAUUCACUUAUCUGAUCCUGCGGCCUAUCAUGAAAUUUACACGGGAAAAGUGCGAUGGAACAAAGACGAGUUCUUGUACCAUUCGCUUGGGGAGAAUGGCAGUGCCUUUGGUAGUCUUUCCGUCGAGGAAGCGAAGCCACGCAAGUCGACUCUGGCGCCCCCGUUUUCGCGGCGAGCAGUGUCCUCCUAUAAUGACCUCCUCAAACUUCACGCGAACCGCCUCUGCAACGUCUUAAAGCAGAAUGAUAAGAGACAUGAAGCAUGCGACCUUCUCUAUGCAUUCCGCUCGUUCUCUCUCGACGUCAUCUCGAAGAUUGCCUUCUGCGAAAGUCUUAAUGCAAUCGACCAUCCGGGCUUCAAGCACCCCAUCCUCGUGAGCUUUGACGAUGCUUUACCAGCAUUCCAAGCAGCAAAGUUCUUCCCCUGGAUCUACGGACAACUUCAUUCCUUCUCGCCUUCGACGAUUGACCGGCUCUGGCACUCUACGGGAAGUCUGCUCCGGUUUCGUGAUUACCUGGUCGAUAUUGUGUUGGAUCUGCAAUCAAAUCGCAAAAAUGAGGACAAGGAGCCCUGUCUCCUUCAUAAGCUCAUGGAUCCAUCCAAACAUACUGCUGAACCAAAGCUCUCCGCCGACACACUUCAAGGAGAAGCCCAGACGGUGAUCUCGGGCGGGGUGGAGUCUGUGGCACACACGGCCGUCUACGCGGCUGUCUUUGUAGGACAGGACCGGACCAUCGCCAAUCGACUGCGCGUGGAACUCGAGCAGAUCUGGCCCGACCCUGUUGGCAAUAUCCCCGACUUAGCGCAACUCGAGAAGCUGCCGUUUUUGACCGCAGUCUUGAAGGAGUCCUUGCGCUUAGCACCAGGGAUUCCAACUCCUUUGCCGCGAGUUGUUCCGCGAAACGGUGCAACCAUCGGUGGAAAGUUCAUUCCUGGCGGCACGGUCGUGGGAGCUUCCGCUCAGAUGCUUCAUUAUUCGGAGGAUCUGUUCAAGGAUGCCCACCUGUUCAAGCCAGACCGAUGGCUCCACCAGGAAGCACAGGAGCUGGAUUACUGGCUGGUGCCAUUUUCCAAGGGACCCCGAGCGUGCGUCGGCUUGAAUCUUGCGUGGGCAAAACUGUACAUGGAACUAGCUGCCAUUUUCCGUCGAUUUGAUAUUGAAUUGACACUCCAGAGCAGUUUGUAUGGCUUUGACCCCCUUUCUCUUCCGGGAUGCAAUGAUGCUGACGGCUCCUCUACGAUUAACAGAAAGACUGGAGACUUCGUAUGGCGCGAUUGCUUCUUGCCCUACCUAACCUCAACACAUCCCUCUGCCUACUUCCACGCGGUCGAAGGUUACGACUAG
This is a messenger RNA of Aspergillus versicolor CBS 583.65, 1581 nucleotides long. RefSeq names its product cytochrome P450. Gene Ontology annotation, molecular function: oxidoreductase activity, acting on paired donors, with incorporation or reduction of molecular oxygen; monooxygenase activity; heme binding. The record is from RefSeq and is a predicted model, not a curated record. Lineage: Eukaryota; Fungi; Ascomycota; Eurotiomycetes; Eurotiales; Aspergillaceae. Bases 1 to 1581 code for a protein of 526 amino acids. The transcript is spliced from 6 exons.